AAUAAAAACAGAAUCAGUUGUCUCCCUUAAAAGUUGUAUAACAGCUGAUCGCGUGUUGUGCUUUCUUGGGUACUGAUGCUGCUGUUUACAAAAUAAUUGUAUUGUUUGUUAUACAGAUUGAUGUUGAGAAAUAUUGGACGUCUUUUUGAUCAUACCCAUUUAUCACUUAUCUUCACAACUUUAAAGCAGACAUAUUUUACAAUACAAACAACACACCAGUCAUUUAAAGCAUUUAAACUCUCAUCUAAAAAUUUGAAAUCAGUUCUGUUCAACUCUCAGUUGUUAUAUAGUGAAUUAUAUUUAGAAAUUGUGCAUCGUAAUGCAAGUGUAAGACAAAUUCAAGUCAGUUUUUCUUCAUCUUUAACUGAAGACAGAAUGGCUGAAAAGAAAGCAUUGUCUACAAAACGUAAAAUUGAUUCAGACGAGAAUCCUCCAACAGAAAAAAAGCAAAAAUUGGAAACAAGUGACAUCAAAUCAGAUGACUUUAUUGAAAAAAUUUCUACAAGUAGGAACAAUGUCUGUAAAUCAAUAUCUGAAUUUAAAUUUAAUAAGAAGAGAGUGCGUGUUUUAUCAAAGGCUAAAGAUUUUCCUGAGGAUAGUCAAGGAGUUGUAUACUGGAUGUCAAGGGACCAAAGAGUUCAAGAUAAUUGGGCUUUCCUGUAUGCACAGAAACUUGCAUUGAAGAUGGAAGUACCAUUACAUGUUUGUUUCUGCCUUGUACCAAAGUUCUUAGAAGCUACUAUCAGACAUUAUCAUUUUAUGAUGGAGGGUCUCAAAGAAGUUGAACAAGAUUGCAAUAAGUUGGACAUAUCUUUCCAUUUAUUGAUUGGUUAUGCCAAAGAUGUGUUGCCACAGUUUGUGACAGAUCAUGAUAUUGGUGGUGUAGUGACAGAUUUCUCUCCCUUACGUACACCAAUGCAGUGGGUCGAUGAUGUCACAACAGCCAUACCUAAAAAUAUACCCAUUUGUCAGGUAGAUGCACAUAAUAUUGUACCUUGCUGGGAAGCUUCUCCAAAACUAGAAUAUGGAGCUAGAACAAUCAGAAAUAAAAUCCAUAAUCAGCUGUCUGGUUACUUAACAGAGUUUCCUCCAAUUUGUGUUCACCCUUUUACUCCGAAAGAGAAACCACAGAACAUUGAUUGGGCCAAAAUUGAGGCAAGUUUGACAGUUGACAGAACAGUUGGACCAGUAGAUUGGGCAACACCAGGUUCAACGGCUGGUUUACGAAUGCUGGAAUCUUUUUGUAAAGAAAGACUGAAGUAUUUUUCAAAAGAUAGAAAUAAUCCAAAUAAGAUAGCUUUGAGUAAUUUAUCUCCUUGGAUCCACUUUGGUCAAAUCUCAGUUCAGCGAAGUAUCCUAGUUGUUAAGCAGUACAGAAGUAAAUACAAGGAGGGGGUAGAGGCUUAUAUAGAGGAAGCUAUCAUAAGAAGAGAGCUAGCUGAUAAUUUCUGUUUUUACAAUAAAAACUAUGAUUCCAUAGAAGGUGCUUAUGACUGGGCUAAAACAUCGCUUAAGUUACAUGAAAAAGAUAAACGGAAGUAUUUAUAUACUAGAGAAAAGCUAGAAAAAGGUCAAACUCAUGAUGACCUUUGGAAUGCCGCACAGAUUCAGAUGACAAUAGAAGGAAAGAUGCAUGGAUUCUUGAGAAUGUACUGGGCCAAGAAAAUCUUAGAAUGGACAGGAAGUCCAACAGAAGCUUUGGAGACAGCAAUCUAUCUCAACGACAGAUUUAAUUUAGAUGGCAGAGAUCCUAAUGGAUAUGUUGGUUGCAUGUGGUCAAUUUGUGGUAUCCAUGAUCAAGGAUGGAAGGAAAGAGAAAUUUUUGGAAAAAUUCGCUACAUGAAUUAUGAUGGUUGUAAAAGAAAAUUUGAUGUUGCUGCUUUUGUUAGAAAAUAUAGAGGGAAAAAAUUGUGAAUUUCCAACAAAUGACAGAAGAAAAGAGAAUCUCUGGGAAAUAAUAUCUGUAAAUUUAGACUAGCUUCAAAUCUGUCAUGUCUGUUGGUCUCAUCUAUAUAUCAAACAUGUAUCAUAUCAUUGUGUCAUUGAAAUAAAGUCAGAAUAUAAUCAGAAUGUAUUGCCUUCACACAUGAUAUUACAUUGGUCAUAUCUAACUAAAGAAAUAGAAAAAACACAACUUUGAUUAUAAACUUGCUAUUUUGAUAGUUUGAUUCAUUGCACAAAUGAUACCAAUGAUUGUUUUAAUUGUUUUCAGUCCACUAUAUAAAUUUGUGUUCAAAUGAUGGCAGCUUUUGAAGAAAAUUAUUUCUCCUGUUUGCAUGUGUUCUAAUUACUGGUACUCAUUAAUUUUUGUUUCAUUUUAUUACCCUUUAUAUUGAUAUCCAUCAUACAUAGUUUGUUACUUUUUAUAUUUUGUAUGUUAAGUCUGAAUUUAUUAAGUUUUCUAAACAUUAAACAGAAUUUGUCAGCAAACGGUGAGUCUGUAGUGUUUCUGCUUUUAAGCUGACUGGCAACAACACUGAAAUGGAUAUGUCCACUGUAAAGUUAGUAAUUUUAUAUUGAAUUACAAAAAUUUGAAAGUACGAGGUUCACAAUAAUAAAAACCUACAUUCAUUAUUUUAUUUGUCAUUUUCUUUAUAUAAUUUGUACAAUCAGAUAAAUUAAAUCUUGCAUGUUUGCAUGGGAUCUCAAAAAAUCAAUGCACACAUUAUUUUUUCAAUUUACAGUAUUUGGCUGAUUAUUUUUACAUAAACCAACCAAGCAUUUGUUGAGAUCCUAAUGUUUUUAAGUACUUACCAUCUAGGUAAUAUUGUAUGUAGAUUGAGAAUGUAUCCUGUUUUUUGAAGUAUACAAAUAUCCUUCUGUAACUUUAAGCUGAGAUUUUGUAUUUAGAAUGGAAAAACUGAUUGAACUAAAGAUAUAGAGUUUUGAUUGAUCUUUUCAUUUUUUGGUUAAGAUUUAGGUGAACUGGUCUAAUUGGAUUUUUUUUGUUUCUCUCAAAUUAUUAUAAAAUUUUGGACCAACUGGUUCAAGAGCUAAACUUUUACAGAAUGCAAAAAUGAAGGUAUGGGUUAUAUGUCAAUUAGACUAAUACAAGAAACACAAUGCCAGGAUAAAUUAUGUUUUUGAUGUUAUUGCUGGGAACUUUUUAGUAUAAAAUGUUAAGAAAAAUAUUAGGAAAUCACCUGGUUUGGUUUUAUUUAACACUUUAGUCCAGUCAAUCUAGCAUAAAUUUGACCCUAACCCUAAAGUAAUUGCAACAGAUUUUAAAGUUUUAAUCUUUAGCAUAAUAUCCCAAAUAUACACAGAAAAAAGUCCCAUAAAAUCUAACUUGCGGAAGACUAAAAAAAUCACCAUUUAAAAUUCCUCAAGUUAGAUUUUCAUUGAAAAGGGAGAUAACUCUUGCAAAAAAGGCAGAAUUAUCAAUAAAAAUUGAUACAAAAUUAUAACUUUACCCCUUCUAUUCAUCAGAAUGUAUUGAUUCUUGAUUUUUUAGUGGUCUUUAGAGUAUAUUGAACAACUCUAAAGGUGUUUUCAUAUAUUUUAUCAAGCUAUUAUCUAGAUUUCGUAAUUCAUUAGUUGACCAUUUAUUGAAUUCUUCAACAUGUCAAGGUAAAGAAUCUCAAAUUUAAUAAAAAUAAUUCAGCAUGCAUUCUUCUUUUUGUGGUUUAAAUUUCUUUAGAAAAGUAAGUUGCUGAAAAAUAUCAUAUACAGAUAUAAACAAUACCAAAUUUUCACAAUUUUUUUUCAAAAUGGUUACAAAGCUUCAAAUUUGCAAUUUCUUUCAUGUAAAAUGCAUGAAAAAAAUAAAACUACUCAUAACACUUCAGUUUUGUACAUUUCAUGAGCAGAAGCUAUAUGAUUUAGUCAAAUACAAACUUAUAACCCCAUCAAAGUAUCAUACUUUACAUAAAUUUCAAGAAAAACAACCAAAAAAAGACACUUUUUUGCAAGAGUUAUCUCCCCUUCCAAUCUUAAUUUCCAUAGGAAAUUAAAAAUGCUGAUUUUGUGUUCUCCUAAAGUUAGAUUUUAUGGGACUUUUUUCUGUGUAUAUAAAGGGCAUAAUGCUAUAGAUUAGAGCUUAAACAUUUUCUGUUGCAAUUAGUUUGAGGUUAAAUCUUAGUUUGACUGGACUAAAAUCAAAAAGUCUGAAAACAUAAAGUAAAAGUGAUAAGAUAUAAGAUACAGUGAAAAAAUGGUAAAAUUAACAAGAUAACCAUUCAUCCAUAAUUGCAACCUAAAUGUAAGAGAAAGAAAAAAAAACAUCUAGUUAACACCCUUCAUUUUCAUAUUGUUAGAACAACAAUAACAUUUUUGUUUGAUAGUAAAUUCUGCAGACAGAAAUGUGGGAAAUUGCUAUAAAAAGUGACAAAAAAACAUUUUUUGCUGAUUUUUACAUGCAUUCAAUACAUUAUAGGUCUAAUUCAUAACCUUCUAGUUGAUUGUAUCUCUGAAAAUAUAAGUUCUACAUAAAUCAAUUUAUUUGAUAAUUCAAAAACAGUUCAUUGAGUUUUGAAUGCAUAUAAACUUUCAUUAAAAGACUGAAAAGGCUGUAUUAAAUACAUAUCACCCACUUCAUAUUAUCAAAUAAUCUCCAAAGUUUCAUACUCAAUCAUUUCAUGAUUUUGUAUAUUUUUAUAUGUUUUUGAUUAAUUUUGGGUAUAGCAAGGUAUAUAUGUUAAUAAAGCUGAAUUGAGAUCAAGGGGGGUCCAGAUAUGUUUUGAAGAUCAAUGCUUUUGAAUAGAACAAAUGGUGGGAACACCCCCUCCCCCUUUUUUUCUAAAAAGCUUGAUGUGCCCCUGGAGGUUGUUUACAUACAUGAUACCUGUUAUGAUUGAUAAAACUAGGAUACCUUUUUAUAAGUGUUAAUGACUUUUAAUGUAAAUACACUUUUUUUGUAUUGAAAUAUUAAAAGUAAAAAAAGUU
Molecule: messenger RNA, 4884 nt
Organism: Mytilus trossulus (common blue mussel)
Lineage: Eukaryota; Metazoa; Mollusca; Bivalvia; Mytilida; Mytilidae
Product: deoxyribodipyrimidine photo-lyase-like
Exons: 10
Coding region: 121-1914 (597 amino acids)
Biological process (GO): photoreactive repair
Molecular function (GO): deoxyribodipyrimidine photo-lyase activity
Source: RefSeq, a predicted model, not a curated record